AUGGAUGGUGAACGUCUAAAUAAUUGGCUUAAAGAUAUACCAGGCUUUUUGCAAGAUGCUAUUCAACGAGCUUGGUCUAUUAAACCUAAUCAACGAACAAAUUUAGCCGAAAUAACUCAUGCUAUUAGAAAAUCUAUUAAUAGAAAUCAAUUCUCAUCUAUUGAUAUGCUUAGAGAAACUAAUAAACUACGUAAGAAGAUAGCUUCUGUUCAAAUUGAAGAUUUUGAAAUAUUUAAAAUAUUUGUAUUAAAUGAGUUUAGUGAACAUAUGACUAUUGAUGAUUGUGAAGCUAUGCAAAUGUUUAUUGAUGAAUUACCUCCGAAUUUAUAA
Rotaria sp. Silwood2 is the source of this 330-nucleotide messenger RNA. The record is from the annotation of a GenBank genome assembly. NCBI's taxonomy places the organism in Eukaryota, Metazoa, Rotifera, Eurotatoria, Philodinida, Philodinidae.